CCGGGCCUCUCCUCCCCCUUCCUCAACCUCCCGCCGCCGCCGCCGCCGACUGAGGUUGUUGACGCCGCGGUAUCGGCUCCCCUUCACCUCCCUCCCUCUCUCUUUCUCUCCGCUCUCGGCCCCCCCCCAAACAUGGACUCUGCUGUACAACUCCGGCAGAGGCCGUACGGCGCCGCUCUGCCCAUCGCAGAGCAUCCAAGUCUCAUAAUGUCAGCCCCAUCAACACCAAAGAUUGUGCUGAAAAGUACAACCAAGAUGUCACUGAAUGAGCGCUUUACCAACAUGCUGAAGAACAAACAGCCUCCAACGGUGAGCAUCCGCGCAACGAUGCAACAACAGCAGCUGGCCAGUGCCAGAAACCGCCGGUUAGCGCAGCAGAUGGAGAACAGACCCUCUGUUCAGGCUGCUCUGAAGCUGAAGCAGAAGAGUCUGAAACAACGACUAGGUAAGAGCAACAUUCAAGCAAGACUGGGACGACCGGUAGGGGCUUUGGCUCGAGGACCGAUGGUCGGCCGGGGAUCGCCGAGAGGAGGCGUGCGUCUGGGCCGUGGCGGACGAGGAGGCAUGAGAGGCGGAAUUUCGCUCAGAGGCCAGGGUCCAAACCGAGGGCGCGGUGGAAUGCCGCGGUUAGGCCUCAAGCGGGGUGGGAUGAGAGGCCGAGGAGGCUUGGGCCGGGGCGGGCCGCCGGGACGAGGAGGAAUCGGCGGCAGAGGUCGCGGCGGGAUGGUGGGCCGCGGACGAGGGGGAUUCCCAGGCCGGGGGCGAGGCCGGGGCCGGGGGAGAGGAGCCACCCGCCCCCCACUGACCAGGGAGCAGCUGGACAAUCAACUGGACGCGUACAUGUCGAAGACCAAGGGCCACCUGGACGCCGAGCUGGACGCUUACAUGGCGCAAGCUGACGGCGAAGCCAACGAAUAGCGGUGCCGGGAAGGCGCUCGUUUUAUCAACAACAUUUGAACUUGAAUCUGAAAGCCAAGAGAAGCGACACCAAGAAACAGAAAGCGGAGACUUUUCACUUUUCAGGAAAGAAAUAAGCUGUAUUUGAACUGCUGACAUACGGUCGGUCGGACAGACGUCAAGGUCUCGCUUUUUAAUUUUCCUUAACCUUUUUACAUUUGUGAAGUUCACCGUUGUGUUUGAUACUCUUCCUUUCCCAUUUGUGUACCGAUCAUGACACUGUAUAAAGUUUGCUCUUUACUUGGAAGCCCUUUGGUUUUUAGAUUAGAGUUUCCACGAACAGUCGUCCACUUUGUGGUGGAGGCUGUUUAUCAUAAAACUUUAGAACUCGAAA
Molecule: messenger RNA, 1291 nt
Organism: Amblyraja radiata (thorny skate)
Lineage: Eukaryota; Metazoa; Chordata; Chondrichthyes; Rajiformes; Rajidae
Gene: chtopa
Product: chromatin target of PRMT1a
Exons: 6
Coding region: 133-918 (261 amino acids)
Source: RefSeq, a predicted model, not a curated record